Messenger RNA from Acanthopagrus latus (yellowfin seabream), 7594 nucleotides. Its product is annotated as cadherin-2-like. Gene Ontology annotation, biological process: regulation of axonogenesis; homophilic cell-cell adhesion; synapse assembly. NCBI's taxonomy places the organism in Eukaryota, Metazoa, Chordata, Actinopteri, Spariformes, Sparidae. The coding region runs from base 418 to 3225 and encodes 935 amino acids. Gene Ontology annotation, molecular function: cadherin binding; calcium ion binding. The record is from RefSeq and is a predicted model, not a curated record. The transcript is spliced from 17 exons. Gene Ontology annotation, cellular component: plasma membrane; postsynaptic density; apical part of cell.
ACAGCUUUCUGCCUGACGUUUUGAGCCAAAAACGGCUGUCAUCUCGAGAUUUGAGUUGUGCUGCUAUGUAGACCAGUUAAUUAAUCGCCAACAAAUAGCUGAUGUGUUGCUGAGUGAGUACUUGAUCAUUUGUCUGAUAUCAUCAAGACUCCAUAACAGACUAUCUCUGCAUCUCUGUAGCCGAGCUCAGUGUUCCUGAUGUCCGCUAGAGGGCGCACGGAGGGGCCGACAUUCAGUCCGUCGCAGGCAGGCUGGAGAUCGGCUGAGUCGCGCACCGUAGACAAACACGGAGGCAGGUUGGUGGAGAGCCGAAGGCUGCUUGAUGCCGCCGGGCUUUACUGGGAUUUAAUAAUCUGACGUCCAGCGCUGCGCCACGGGCUCUGUCAGGUCUGGAAAGAGGAAUUAAAACAUCACAAAAUGCAUCUUCUUGGGAUAUGGACGUUGAUGGCGGCUCUGCAGGUUGUUGUUGUGGGUGGAGAGGCAGAACAUUCAUUGUCAAGCAAGGAGGGGGCGUUGCCAUGCACAAGGGGCUUUACUCAGAAGGAAUACAUCAUAGAAAUGGAUCAAGAGUUGGCCAAGGGACAGGCUGUCUUCAACGUUACCAAAACGUCCGGCCCCCUUCCGCUGCACUCAAGGACAGAGACUGCGAUGUUGGCUCAGUGCUCAAUGGUGAGCUUCAUGGACUGCAGUGGAGGGAAGGUUUGGUUCGAGGUCGGAGCCCCUUCUGACUUCAGGGUGAGCGAGCGUGGUGUGGUGUACACCAUGCGCCACCUCAGCCUUGUGGGAAAAGGAAAAGCUGUGGUGAUGGUCUAUGCUAGAGACCUGCUGUCAAAACAGGAGUGGAAGACCAGAGUACACCUUCACAUGGGACCUCAACAGGUACAGACCAGUGAUGCAACACUGACAGGGCAGGUACCAGAGAUCUUGUUUCCAUGGCGCAGGACAGUUGUCAGGAGUGAUGGCAGUCUGAGGCGGUUGAAGAGGGACUGGGUCAUUCCACCUAUCAAUGUCCCCGAGAACUCACGAGGACAAUUCCCAGAGGACCUGGUCCGAAUCCGCUCAGACCGGGAUAAGAACCGGAUGCUGCGUUACAGUGUGACGGGCCCUGGGGCGGACCAGCCUCCAAAUGGUAUCUUCAUCAUCAACCCAAUCUCAGGCCAGCUGUCUGUCACCAAGCCUCUGGACAGAGAGCACAUCUCUAACUUCCAUUUGCGAGCCCAUGCUGUGGACCUGAAUGGGAAUCAGGUGGAGAACCCCAUUGACAUCGUCAUUAAUGUCAUUGACCAGAACGACAACAGACCGGAGUUCACACACACCAUCUUCAAUGGCUCUGUACCAGAGGGAUCCAAGCCUGGAUCCUUUGUGAUGACAGUAACAGCAGUGGACAAGGAUGAUCCAAAAACUGCCAAUGGGAUGCUGCGAUAUAAGAUCCUGUCACAGAAUCCCCAGAGCCCCUCCUCCAACAUUUUCACUAUUAACAACAAGACUGGUGACAUCAUUACUGUGGCAGCAGGACUUGAUCGUGAGAAAGUCACCCUGUACACCCUAAUCAUCCAGGCUACAGACAUGGAGGGAAACCCGACCUAUGGUCUGUCCAACACAGCCACCACUAUCAUCAGGAUUACUGAUGUCAAUGACAAUCCCCCCGAGUUCACCACAGACACAUUCUUCGGGGAGGUUCAUGAGAACAGGGUGAAUGUGAUUAUUACCAACCUGACUGUGACGGAUAAGGACCAGCCUCACACCCAAGCCUGGAGUGCUGUGUAUCGCAUCACUGCUGGAGACCCUACUGGGCGCUUCUCCAUCCCCACUGACCCCACCACCAACGAGGGCCUACUCACUGUGGUCAAGCCUGUAGAUUUUGAGCUGACCCGUUCCUUCAUGCUGACAGUGGAAGCAGAGAAUGAGGUCGCACUGUCUCGUGGCAUCCACUUACCUCGUCAGUCCACGGCCACCGUUUCUGUACGAAUCCUGGACAUCAAUGAGAGCCCAGAGUUCAGCCCCAGCCCCAAGUCCAUCAAACUUGAGGAAGGUCUGACUGCCAGGUCUCUACUUACCACCUUCACUGCCCAGGACCCUGACCGCUUCAUGAGACAAACAGUGCGGUACUCCAAGAUGUAUGACCCUGCCAAUUGGCUGGAGAUUGACCCGGUUAACGGUCAGAUUUCCACCAUCGCCAUCCUUGACCGAGAGUCUCCCUAUGUCAAGAACAACCUCUACAAUGUUACCUUCAUGGCUUCUGAUAACGGUAUCCCGCCUGCCAGUGGGACAGGCACCCUUCAGAUGUACCUGCUGGACAUAAAUGACAAUGCACCUCACGUUUUCCCCCCUGAGGUUGAAAUGUGUGAGAAGCCAGAUCCCAAUGGCAUCAACAUUACAGCCAGUGACCCUGACCUGACCCCCAACGCUGGACCAUUUGCCUUCGAGUUGGCCAGUCGUCCAUCAGAUGUACGGCGUAACUGGACACUGAGUCGUAUCAAUGGUGAAUAUGCCCAGCUUCGACUGCGGAUCACCUCUCUAGCCAGUGGGAUCUACAAGGUUCCCAUCAUGAUCACAGACUCUGGAAACCUGCCCAUGUCCAACACGUCCUUCUUGAGAGUCAAGGUCUGCCAGUGUGAUCACCACGGAGACUGUGUGGACAUGGAGCGAAUUAUUGCUGCUGGACUCGGCACUGGAGCCAUCAUCGCCAUCCUCAUCUGUAUCAUUAUACUAUUAGUGCUGGUGCUGCUGUUUAUCAUGUGGAUGAAGAGAAGGGAUAAAGAGCGUCAGGCCAAGCAGCUCCUCAUUGACCCAGAGGACGAUGUCCGAGACAACAUCCUCAAAUAUGACGAGGAGGGAGGUGGAGAGGAGGACCAGGAUUAUGACCUCAGUCAGCUGCAGCAGCCUGAUGCCCUGGAGUCAGACUGUGUCAAGGUGGGGAUCCGACGUAUGGAUGAGAGGCCUCUCCAUCAUGACCACCAGUACCCUCUCCGUUCUGCUGCCCCUCACCCAGGAGACAUAGGAGACUUCAUCCAUGAGGGCCUGAAAGCAGCUGACAACGACCCCACUGCCCCACCCUACGACUCCCUCCUGGUGUUUGACUACGAAGGCAGUGGCUCCACUGCUGGCUCCCUCAGCUCCCUGCAUUCCUCCUCAAGCUGCGGUGACCAGGACUACGACUACCUCGGUGACUGGGGUCCGCGCUUCCGAAGGCUGGCUGACCUGUAUGGUGGAGGGGAUGAUUAACAACCUAAACCCCCACCAUCUCUGAGCAGCUCUCCACCUUUGCUCCAAGGUUGAGGUGGUGGGAGGAAUAAAAAAAAAAAGAGGGUAUGGGGUGAACAUGGGGUUUGGACCAGCAGUUCUGUAUUACCAUGAGACAGCUUGUAAAGAGACUCCUGGCCUUGGCGAUGGUUGAUGAUACUAGGGACCAAUUAGACUCCUGGCCUUGAAAGGCCUGACACUGGCUAGCAUUCAGGCCAAUAGACAUUAUCAUCUGAGCAUUAGCCCAUGUGCUAACAAACCUCAGCAGGCUGAACAGUGAGAUCAGAGGGGAUGUUGUCUCUAUUAUGGUUCAGAGCAUAGCCAUGCUACAGAUGCUCAUUUACACUUGAAUCUCACAGUACAGGAGCACUGGGGUCAAAUGUGCCUUUUUGUACAUUGUUUUGAUUGUAUUCCACUGUUUUGCAACUAGAGGAGCACUACGCCAUGAUAACAAGUGUGUUUUGUGUGUGAGUGUGUGUGUGUGUGUGUGUGUGUGUGUGUGUGUGUGUGUGUGUGUGUGUGUGUGUGUGUGUGUCGGUGUUUAGGUACCACAUCAUUUCCUGUAUGUGUGGUUGAGAGUGCUGUGAGUCUUUUCCACAGAGACACACUGGAUGGACGCUCUAAAAGGCAAAAACCUACUAUGAGACGUCUUGGAUGAUCCGACCAGCAAAAACAUGGCUCUACUGUACUGCUCUGGGUGUCAUAGAGAUUAUUUUUUCAUUCGAUUUAAUGAGAAAAUUACAAUAUUUAACACUGUGUAGACAUCAAUUUACAGUUAGCGGAAUCAAAUAUACAAGCUUGAUCUUAAAGGUAGCAUACACCCUGAUUACUGCAUUUAUGAUAUUUUCUUAUGUUUCUAACUGUUAACAUUACAUAUAUGAGGCAGUGGAACACUUCUAUCUGUGAUACAUACAUAUAUAGAUAGAAUAAUAGAUAUAUUUGUCUUUUUAAAUUGUAAAUUGAUACUCCAAACAAAUGGGAGUCAGUAAAUCAAUAACCAAUAACCAAUAACUGCUGCUGCUGUUAGCUAGUUAGCUCCAUUAGCUAUGUAGCUAGUGUUCUGGGGUCUCAUUUUUAAACAUAACAUACAAACGUUUUGGCACAAAUGGCGAUGCAAUGACUUAAAGCAGACUGUAGAAAUAAAAUAUGAGAGGCAUUAUUCUGUGUUUUUACAUCAAUUAUACAUCUCACAUUUGACUUCACCUUAUAUCAGCGUUAAUUAUACAUCCACAUUAUCACUAACAUUCAAAGCUGUAGUUUCAUUUGUACUUGUGCUGUUGUACUAGUAAGGCAUAACUAUUCCAUAAACUACUACUACUAAAUGUAAAAGAUAUCAGCCAACUCAAAUCUGAAAUCAGUAUUUCCUCAGCACCCUCUCACCAUCACAUUCCCGUCCCUGGAGGUCAAUGGACAGGACCAACUGAUCGAUAAUGAAUUUAUUAUCAUUGCUUGUUGAAAUCCAAGAUUACAUCAGAUAACAUCAAAGUAUGAAUGCUAUAAUCAAAUAACAUAAUAAAUGUGAGACAGUGCUGUGACUAAAAAACGCACGCACGCACGCACGCACACACGCACACACACACACACACACACACACACACACUGCCUUCUCCAGCUCACCCGGUACAUCUUCACAACCAGCAGAUGCGGAUUGUAUAAAUUAGGAAGUGUGGAAAUAAAUAUAGCCUCAUUGUCCUAAUCAUAAUGCAGGCUGCGUUCACAUUAACUAAAUUUAAAUCCAUAAAUAAACAAUCAAACUUCUAAUUUAAAAUGAUAUCCAAGAGUGGGGGAUAACACUGAUCGUUGUGAUCAUUUUGGCAAGUGGAAUAGUCAAUCUGAUACCUGUAAACGUAUAAAUAGCACGGUGCUACUCAUGCACAAUGCUGCAUUGACUACACGGACUGUCACUAUCCUCACACAUUUACAAUGUGACAUCACAAUGCAUACAGUAAAUAUGUGCUUUGUAACCUCCACCUACCCAGUGAACACCUCAUUGUCUGUACAAGAAAUUUUUAUUUUCUUCGUCUUUAUCUUGUUGUGACAAUGAUGAGCUGCUGAUGAGAUAGUUUAUAUUUAAAUUUCACCAUCAGAACUAAAUUUCAGCAUUUUUGUGAAUCUUUGUAUGUGUACUCUGAACCUCACCGAGAUUUUAUUUUUCACUGGUUUGGAUUGAAAUUUAACCUGAACACCCAAGAGACACUAAGGAAACUUGGAAACAUCUUUUCAUUUAAACAGCUUCACAGAUUCACUGAAUAAUGUACAAGUUAUAGCUUGCAAUGGCUCAGUUUGUCCUGUUUUGUGUGUCUAGACAUAAUAUUGAAUUUAGUUCCUUAGCUCAAUACAAAUAUAUCAUUUCACAAUUUAACUUACUUUUACUUACUUUAACUAAUCAACAAUUCAGCCAAAAUUUAAAUAAACAAAACAAAACAAACAAACAAAAAAACAACUUCUACAUGGGUUGUUUUGUGACAGCUGGCUUCUGUUUCUAGGAUUUUCUGAGUGAGCAGGGCUCUAUGAUCUCAUAUCACAUCAAACCAAUUAAUGAUAAAAAUAAUUGGUAUUGCACUUUUAAUAAAUCUGGUUAUAUUGCCAUCUGUUUUGCAAUAUCCAACCAAACCGAUUUCAUUUUGAGUGUAUCCCAGACCUUGAUUUGAUGGUUCCAGUGCAACUUGAUUGUGUUAGAAAUUAGUCCAGAGAGUUUAAAAUUGUGAAGAAGAAUAUGUGUAUUGUAUGUGUGAGGAGUUAAGAUCAAUAUUUUUUUCCAGACACAGAGAACAAGAUGACAUCAUGAUAUGUUUGCAACACACCAAGCCAUCACAAGCUAUAACUCGAACCAAAUGAAAAGAUCUAGAUACAGAUAGAUAGAUAGAUAGAUAGAUAGAUAGAUAGAUAGAUAGAUAGAUAGAUAGAUAGAUAGAUAGAUAGAUAGAAAGCUAUGUAUCAACAAAAUAAAUGUAACAUAUAUUUAUUUUUUAUUCAUCUCUAGCACUCAAGUUUUGAGACAGAACUACAUCAGCAAUGCACAGAACCAAAAUUUGGUUGCAAGAAAAUGACAAAUCAGUAGAUAUGAUAUUCUAAAAUAUAUAUAUCAAAAAUAACUUCCUAUUACUGAUUUGAUGAUAAUAACCAUUAUAGCUAUUUAAAUGAAUAGAUGCUGCCAAGUAUGCUUAGUGUCGUGAGAAUGUUCAGGACAAAUUUCAAUCCAAACCAGUGAAAAUAAGAUUUGAGGUUCAGAAUACACAUACAAAGAUGCUGAAACUGGUGAGUUUCCCUCUAACAAGCUCUGUGAGAAGGAAACACCCACUGAAUGACAGUAUUACUGUAACUGUAGGGUUAGUGUAGGUAACAGUAUCAAUGCCAGUUCACAAUUUAUAAUAAUUAUCAUACUAGCACAAAUAUAAGAUGACUGAUUACAGCAACCCACCUUACUAACACCUGUGCUGUAUGUUACUAUAUUAAAAUUAGAAACAGCUGUUCAAACUUCUCUGCUUGGACAAUUCAGCCUUCCGUCUUUCCCUUGAAAUAUUUUAAUUUAUUUGUCUUAAUUGUCACAGACUGAGCCUGCUGUCAGGCUUUUUGAGAUGGUCAGAAUAAUUUUCUUUGACAGUUAACACGCUGCACCUCCUCAAUAUGACAUCGUUAGAGCAGUAGUUUCCUGUACCUGUAAAAUCAAACUGGCAAAUUGCUGUGAAGUUUUUGAGUACCUUUAGGUUUCUCAAUAGUUUAAUUCUUUAUAAUUUAGAAACCCAGUGUUAGCAUUAAGACUGUAUGGGUCUCAUUUUUCCUUCUGAGUCACAGCCUUUUACAGUGUUGUGUGUUUCUAUCAGUGGGAGGCGGAUAUUGGUCAAACCCAGAGCUGUACAUUAGAGUUACAUAUUUUUGCCGAUUUGGUAUUUCACAUCUGUUGAGAAGACAUGUACAGUAAUGCUAGACUUUAGAUAGAUACUGUUUUUUGUUUUGCUUUAAUCACAAUGUAACUUAUGCAGCUGAUUGUUAAUUAAGGGAGACAUCAGUCUGUGUUUUGUAGCAAAGGUACUUCUUGAUACUGCUGUGGUGGAUAAAAUACAAAAAAAGGCAUUUUUUAAAUUCUGCCUGCUGAUGAUUUGCCUUAGUGUUCUCUUAGUACUCUUCAACUGACUACUCAACAUAAACUAAAGUAUGUACAGAUUGUUUUUUUUCUCUUGUUCUUUUGGCUGUGGUCUCUGAAAAUGAAAGCUAAUACCCUGAAUCCUUGUAUAUGUGUAAUUUGGAUUACAAAUUAAAAUGUUUUUGCAUGUUUUUAUCUUUUCAUUAUGGGAAAACAGUAGCCUAUUUUUUUUUUCUUUUUUUUUUUUCACAAACACCAACACCAGAG